GCAGUCUUCAUUUAGGAAUAGUAAGCCCCGGCAGUAGGUUACCGUCUCCACUGCACGAUACUGUCGCUUCAAAACGUGUGUCUUUUUCAAAAGCAGAACACGAGGCAGACUAGGACGCGCCACGAAACCAAAUAACACGGUGGACUGUAUAGAAGGUGAAGCCAAGCAGGAGACACACGGGGCCAAACUGUGGAUACUGAUCUUUAUAAUAUGCGCUCAACCUGUACCGUUGGAUAACCAGGAAUUUUAAGACCUACGUCUGGAGUGUUUGGAGCCUCUGCAACGGGGGGACCUUGUGCUGAUCUUCAAGAAGGAUAUAUAUUUUCGUUUUGCUUUUUUUUACGGUUUUACGUUCUACCGUGACUAUUUGGAAUAGGAGACUUGUGACGGGAAAGCGGUAUUUUGAGGAGACGAGCGGCUGCACAGGAGAAACAGAAAGGAUGGCAGCUCUGUUCACCUUUAUCUUCGCACUUAGCUUAACGAUUUCAACGCAGGUCUGGGGAUCCGGAAUAUUUGAGCUCGACCUGCAGGAUUUCAAGAAUAAUAAUGGACUGCUAGCAAAUGGGACAGCGUGCAAACCAGACUGCAGGACUUUUUUCCGAAUUUGCUUGAAAAACUACCAAACGGUGGUGUCUCCAGGUGAAUGUAUCUUCGGCAGCGUCAUUACUCCAGUCCUGGGGACAAACUCGUUUAGCGUCCGGCAAAGCAGCAGUUUCAGCAAACCCAUUCGAAUGCCGUUCAACUUCGGAUGGCCGGGGUCAUUUUCUUUAAUUAUUGAAGCCUGGUAUUCUCCCUCCGCGGAUCUACCUGCAGACACAAACAACCCCGAAUUAUUGAUUAGCUCUUUUGCCAUCCAAAAAAAGUUGGAAGUAGGGGAUGAGUGGUCUCCUGAUGUACAGAACUUCAAGCAGACGGAGCUAAGGUAUUCUUACCGGUUCAUCUGCAAUGAAAAUUACUACGGCGAAAGUUGUUCCAAAAAAUGCGCACCCAGGGACGACCAUUUUGGCCACUACACCUGCGACCCUGAUGGGCAAAUAUCCUGUCUCCCUGGCUGGAAGGGAGAAUACUGCGAACAACCGAUCUGUCUGGAGGGAUGUAGCAAAGGGAAGGGCAACUGCUCCAAGCCAGGGGAGUGCGUGUGCAGGGAUGGUUGGCAGGGACCAUUCUGCGAUGAGUGUAAGCCAUACCCGGCCUGCAAGCACGGAACCUGCCAACUGCCGAACCAGUGCAACUGUGAGGAAGGCUGGGGCGGACUCUUCUGUGACCAGGAUCUGAACUAUUGCACCCACCACAAGCCAUGUCAGAACGGGGCGACUUGCAUGAACACGGGCCAGGGAAGCUACACCUGUACCUGCCAGCCGGGCUUCACUGGGGUCAAAUGCGAGCUGGAGGUCAAGGAAUGCGACAGCCAGCCCUGUCGCAACGGAGGGAGGUGCAUGGACUUGGAGAGCGGCUACCACUGUGUGUGUCUGCGUGGGUUCGAGGGGGAACACUGCGAGCACAGCCUCCUGACAUGUGCCGACUCCCCCUGCUUCCACAAUGGGAAGUGCCACGAGAAGGACAACGGCCGCAGCUACACCUGCGAGUGCCCCCGCGGCUUCACGGGACUCAACUGCGAGAAGAAAGUCGACAUGUGCACAUCCCCCCCCUGUGCGAAUGGUGGGCAGUGCUACAUCAUCGGCAACCUGAGGUUCUGCAGCUGCCGGGCCGGUUUCACGGGUCAACACUGUGAGAUCAACAUCAACGAGUGUGCGGCAAGCCCCUGUGCCAACGGCGGGACCUGCGUGGACCGCGUCAAUGACUAUAGCUGCGUCUGCGCCCCCGGCUUCUCAGGACACAACUGCGACCGUCCGGCCGACGAGUGCAUCCUGCAGCCCUGCCUGAAUGGUGGGACAUGCUCUGGUGGCCACGGCAGGCCAUUCGUAUGCACCUGUGCGACCAGCUAUUUCGGCAACCUCUGCCAGCAUCACCAGCUGCUGGUGCCGUCCGCCCCGAGCCCCACCCAGCACGAGCAGGCGAGUGACGCCUACCAGUGGGCGGCCGUGUCCCUCGGGAUGGGUCUGGUGGUUCUGCUGGUGCUGCUCUGCAUGGUGGUGGUCGUCCUGCGACACGUGCGGCACCAACGAGGCCGGGACGGGCCUGACAGGGACGCCAUGAACAACCUGUCCGACUUCCAGAAGGACAACCUUAUCCCAGCCUCACAGCUGAAGAACACCAACAAGAAGGUGGACCUGGAAGUAGAUUGUGGCCUGGAGAAGUCCAACUACAAACACAAUAACUACCAUUUGGACUACAAAUCCUCCAAGGAAUACAAGGACGACAUGUCGCAGGAUGACAGGACUCACAGUUAUGAAAAGUGCCCCGAAGAGAAAACACCAUUGAGUAGAAUGUACAGUGAAAAGCCAGAGUGUAGGAUAUCGACGAUAUGUUCCCCAAGAGAUUCCAUGUACCAGUCCGUGUAUGUAAUAGCAGAAGAGCGGAACGAGUGUGUCAUAGCAACUGAGGUAUAAACUGUGGAAGAUAACCUAAAAAAAUCAAAAUCAAGGAGGAAUAUCUUCCAGACUGUUUACAGAACUUAAGAAGAGACUGGGAUUUAUUUAAAUGUAAAUUGCUGCUCUUGAAAACUUGAUAACUGGAGAGAGCGGGAGUCUGCUCUGAUUGCAAUAGGACUUCUACUUCUGUCAAGUGUUUGAAUGUAUAAGAGUUACUGAACUGUGGAGGGGAUCUCAGAAGCACAUGCAUGUGCAUCUUGGAUGUUUCACCAGUAGGGCAGCAUGUGUGUGUAUGCGUGUGUGUGUGAAUGUGCCUUAGUGAGCAUGUGUGUGUGUGUGUGUGUGUGUGUGUGUGUGCACUGGCAUACAUUGCCCUCUGGAGCCAUGGCGGGACUUCGAUACGAGCACACCUUUUUGAGAGAGACAGCAGACUGUAAAUAUGUGAGCAGACGGCUAAUGGACGGAGGAAGGGUCUGCCUCGGAUAAAAAGACCCUCAGCAUUGUGGCGAUAAUCAUUGACCAAUCAACAAGCAGCCAACAGAUAAGUGGGAGGGGCCAGCUACUUCCCGGAUUCUUCCCAGGCUGUGUGCUAUGCAAGAAACUAAAAAAAAAAAAAAUUGUAGAUUUCUCCAAGUAAAGAACUCUACAUAAUUCUUUCUGGGGGAGGGGGGGGGAAUAAUAAAAAUAAAUACAAGUGACGGUUCGUAGUUCAUAAGAACGGCUGAGAAUUGUCAAAUCUGCAAAAUGACUGGCAUUUCAGUUUUUUUUUCCAAGCUUUGAUAAAGAUUGUAUGCAGCCCAUAUCACAAAGCCUUAACAUGGGUUUGAAGCACUGAAUUUGUGCCCUGACUUUCUUGGGUUUUUUGCACUACAGAGAAGGGGAGGAAGAGAUAUUUUCCUUUGGAAAUUGAAUGGGAUUUAGGGUGGAAAAACAAAGGAUGGAGACCCAAAGUGCUGUGCCAGUGGGACCCAAGGAAAAGUACAACCCACUACUUUUUAUAAUUAUGCAAAAUUGCCCAUACAAUAAAAACGAAGAGAAGUGACUAUCGUACCAAGGACUGCCUAUAAUUAGUAUUGAAAUUACUGAACCAAUAAUGUUAUUUUUUAAGAUUAGAAUUUCACUAGUUAAUUUAAAUAUUAUGAAGCACUGAUCUUUCUAUGUUUUAUAAGAUUAUUUUGUAUAUAAUGUAUAUUUAUAAACAGAAAAUGUCUGAAGUGUACAAGCAGUUUCUUUUAAAACUGUGUUUCAUUUGAUGUUCACAAAAUAUGAAUUUAUUUUUUUGUUUUUGUUUUUUUUUUUUAUCAAUGAAAACAUACCUGGUACAUAGUUGUUUCCUGGCCUCAUUAAAUGUUAAAGAAAGACGGAAUACUGGAAAUCCUAGCACUUUGUCUAGCCUUUGGAAUUCUGUAGGUCUUUUCAGUUACAGCCAAUAAUCCAACAAAAAAAAAAAAAAAAACCAGCUACAUCUGGAUUUCCUGUGAGCUUGUAACUUGUAAUAAUCGCAUUUACUUAGAGUGGUAGUCUUUGUCGUGUAAAAUCCAUGUGCUCUCAGUCAUUGGUGGUCAGUAUUGUACUUGUUGGUAACAGGCAGAAGACGUUGGAAUAUAAGGAGUAAUAUAUUAAAAUGUAUAAAGUAAAAUUA
Paramormyrops kingsleyae is the source of this 4134-nucleotide messenger RNA. RefSeq names its product delta-like 4 (Drosophila) (gene dll4). Lineage: Eukaryota; Metazoa; Chordata; Actinopteri; Osteoglossiformes; Mormyridae. Gene Ontology annotation, molecular function: calcium ion binding. The record is from RefSeq and is a predicted model, not a curated record. Gene Ontology annotation, biological process: multicellular organism development; Notch signaling pathway; cell communication. Gene Ontology annotation, cellular component: membrane.